Messenger RNA from Aspergillus ochraceoroseus IBT 24754, 2541 nucleotides. RefSeq names its product WD40 repeat and Utp12 domain-containing protein. The record is from RefSeq and is a predicted model, not a curated record. Gene Ontology annotation, molecular function: protein binding. The transcript has 2 exons. Gene Ontology annotation, biological process: maturation of SSU-rRNA from tricistronic rRNA transcript (SSU-rRNA, 5.8S rRNA, LSU-rRNA). Gene Ontology annotation, cellular component: nucleolus. Lineage: Eukaryota; Fungi; Ascomycota; Eurotiomycetes; Eurotiales; Aspergillaceae. Bases 1 to 2541 code for a protein of 846 amino acids.
AUGGGCAAGAAGAAUUCUCAAAAGCCGGCCUCGAAAACUUCCUCCUCGGCGUCGCUUGCGGUAUCCGACCUCACGAACACUGGGAAUAAGUCUUCGAUCCUCAAGGCGUCAUUUGCUCCGUCUGAUUAUCAAUUGGCCCUAUUCGCUUCCGUCAUCCAGGGUCUCGAUGGUCAGCACCUGCGCAUUCAUGAUACAAAUACCGGUCGGUUACAGUGUGAAUAUGUCUUGGGUCCGAAGGAGUUAGUCACAUCGCUGGACUGGGGUUACUAUGCUGGUCGCCAGAAGGAUCGGGAACAGCAGUUAAAGAAGAAGAGAAAGCGCCAUUCCGAUGUCAAUGGUACGAAUGAUGGCCUGGAUCAAGGAGAUGUGGUAGUCGCCUUCGGCACAAGCGCUUCAGAUAUUCGCAUGUACUCCCCUGCUGAGGAUAAGAUUGUGGGUACUUUGACGGGUGGACAUGAGAGUGGUAUUAAGGACUUUAAAUUCUCUGCGAACCGAUCCGCUCAGGAAGGCUGGAGUAUCGGUGGAGAUAAUAAGCUAGUCCAGUGGGAUCUUGUCACCGGACAACGCACAAGGACAAUCAACCUCCCAACCUCCUCGACAUUCACCACACUCUCUCGCCCGCUCUCCUCAAAUCCUCCCGUCAUUUGCGCGUCUCAAACGCCUUAUAUUAUUGAUCUUGAAGAAGAUGGAUCCUCCAUUACAUUCCCUGCGAUGCGAAAUUCUAUACAAACUAUCAUCACAUCUUCUACAAAAUCUGCCUUGAACGGGCUGUUCCUCGCCUCCGACAAUGACCGCUACAUUAAUGUCUUUAAUCCCCAGGAUCGGCAGCUGGCGAUGAACCUUGUGACUGACAGAGAAGUAACGUCUCUAUCUCUGUAUACAAAGCAAGGCGUGGAUGACAGUCUGGCUCUAGAGAAGCAAGUUCUGGCUGCUGUUACUCAGGACGGCACGAUUGAGCUCUUCGUACGGCCGUUUAUUAAACCACAGGACUUGAAAACCCCCAAAGGUAGCCUUAAGGCGAGGUCGAUGCAAAUGACCAGGCGAGCGGAGACCUCUAUCAAAAUUACAAAAUCUGCUGCGUCGAAUGACCUUGUACCCGUUGUUUCGGUUGCGUUCCAGGGCUCUGAUCUAAUUAUUGCCUGGGCGCAAGGAGGCAUUAUCCCCCUCUUCGAGCGAGUGAAAUGGCUUAACGAGGAAACAGAUGAGUUGGCGUUCACUGGCGUCAAGACUAUCGCCAAGACCAAGUCCAGCUCUAUUCUCCAGUCGGUAACAACAAACGGAACAAAGAACGCAAAUGAAAGCCAUGUCAACGAGAACAGGAUAGUGGUUGAAGAAGGCAACUUGGCUGAGGAUGAUAUCGAAAUGGAGGAUUCCAAACAGGAUGCCAUUUCUGUGCAUGACAGCGAGGAGGACUCCGAAGACGAUGAGCCCAAGCAAAUCGAAAAGCCGUCUGCGCAGGCCCAGGAUGAAGCCGGCAGUGAUGUGGAUAUGCAGAACGCCGCGGAGUCAGGCCCGGAGGACGAAGAAGAUGACGAGGAAGAGCUAGGGGAGCCAUCGUUCGGAGAACUCAUGCGAGUUCACGCUGCGGAAGAGGUUGAUGUUGAAGCCGAACUGGAAGACGACGUCCACACUAGGUCUCUUAUUCCCGGAAAACCCAUUACAACCGUCCAGCAAAUCCCCUCUGGGGUCUCCCUGGCCACUGUUCUCACACAAUCCCUCAAGACCAACGAUAACGACAUGCUCGAGGCCUGCUUCCACACCGGUGAUUCUGGCACUAUCCGAACCACCAUCCAGCGUCUGGACUCGCCCCUCGCUGCUACCUUGCUCCAGAGGCUAGCAGACCGUCUUUCCUCUCGCCCUGGCCGAUAUGGCCACCUGCUCGUCUGGGUCCAAUGGACGUGUAUCGCGCACGGAGGAGCCCUCGCAGGCAAAAAAGACCUCUUGAAGCAAAUGUCUACCCUUUUCAAGGUCAUGGACCAGCGCUCUUCCACCCUUUCCUCCCUCCUCCUGCUUAAGGGAAAACUGGACAUGCUCGACGCCCAACUGGGUUUGCGGCAGUCUCUUCGCGACGGCGCCGAACAACUGGAGAGCGAGGACGAAGAGAACGUCAUCUAUGUGGAAGGCUACGAAGACGACGAAGAGGACAGCGAUGUAGAAACUGCGAAGAACAUCGACACUCCCCGCACCAAGGCCAUCCGUGAUCAAGCGGACAUCUCUAUGAUUGAUGAAUCCGACAACGACGACGAUGAGGAGGAGGAGGACGACGAAGAAGAUGAAGACGAACUAGAAGACGAAGAAGAUGCCACAAACAUUCUGGACGUCGAGGCAGAGGAAUCCGCCGGCUCUUCCGAUGCAGAGGAGUCCCUAGAUGAAGACGAGGAUGAGCUGGAUGACAAUGACAGCGCCGCGUCCAUGGCAGACUUCAUCGCCGACACGGAGGAUGAAUCUGAGGGUGAAGACCUGUCCCGGCCUCCGCCAUCAAAGAAGGCUAGAUUAAGUCAGGGAGGACCUGGUAAGGGGAAGAACAAAGGAAGAAAAUAG